Messenger RNA from Dermochelys coriacea (leatherback sea turtle), 1436 nucleotides. RefSeq names its product cAMP-dependent protein kinase catalytic subunit alpha-like. Gene Ontology annotation, biological process: peptidyl-serine phosphorylation. Lineage: Eukaryota; Metazoa; Chordata; Testudines; Dermochelyidae. Gene Ontology annotation, cellular component: nucleus; cAMP-dependent protein kinase complex. Gene Ontology annotation, molecular function: ATP binding; protein kinase A regulatory subunit binding; cAMP-dependent protein kinase activity. The record is from RefSeq and is a predicted model, not a curated record.
GCCCUGCUGGGUUUUGAAUCAGGCGCUGAUUUCCAUUCCGCAGAGAAUGGCUUUGUUAACCGGAUCUGUGGUCCUAAGUGGUCCGACCUUCUCAUGCAUUUUCCUUUCUGUGUGCCAGGGUUGAUCCCUGUCCCAGUGAAGGAGUUCCUAGCCAAAGUCAAAGAAGACUUCCUCAAGAAAUGGGAGAACCCCUCCCAGAACACAGCCAGUUUGGAUCAGUUUGAUCUAAUCAAGACCCUGGGCACGGGCUCAUUUGGGAGGGUGAUGCUGGUGAAACACAAAGAGACCGGGAAUCACUAUGCCAUGAAGAUCCUGGAUAAACAGAAGGUAGUGAAGUUGAAACAAACUGAGCACACCCUCAACGAGAAAAGGAUCCUCCAGGCCAUCAACUUUCCAUUUCUCAUCAAGCUAGAGUAUUCUUUCAAGGAUAACUCCAAUCUGUUCAAGGUGAUGGAAUAUAUCCUGGGCGGGGAGAUGUUCUCCCACCUAUGGUGGAUCGGGAGGUUCAGUGAACCUCACGCCCGGUUCUACGCUGCUCAGAUCGUCUUGACCUUUGAGUACCUGCACUCGCUGGAUCUCAUCUACCGAGACCUGAAGCCAGAGAAUCUCCUGAUAGACCAGCAGGGCUACAUUGAGGUGACGGAUUUUGGUUUUGCCAAGCGGGUGAAAGGCCAAACCUGGACUCUGUGUGGGACCCCGGAAUACCUGGCCCCCGAGAUCAUCCUCAGCAAGGGUUAUAAAAAGGCUGUGGAUUGGUGGGCUCUGGGCGUCCUCUUCUAUGAGAUGGCAGCUGGUUACCCUCCGUUCUUCGCAGACCAGCCCAUUCAGAUCUAUGAGAAAUCGUCUCUGGCAAGCUCAGACCUGAAGGACCUGCUCCGGAACCUGCUGGAGGUGGACCUCACCAAACGCUUUGGCAACCUCAAGAACAGGGUCAACGACAUCAAGAACCACAAGUGGUUUGCUACCACCGACUGGAUCACCGUCUACCAGAGGAAGGUGGAAGCUCCCUUUAUACCAAAGUGCAAAGGCCCCGGUGACACGAGUAACUUCGACGACUACGAGGAAGAGGAGAUCCUUGUCUCGAUCACUGAGAAGUGCGCCAAGGAGUUUGCUGAGUUCUAGGACCAGUGACAGCCUUCCCCCCCUCCCCCCACUCGGGAGGGUGCGCACGGAGCAGGUGGGGGCGGGGUUGGAUUUGAUCAAGAGAAAGACCCGAGUUCCUUGCCUGUGUGUUUUAUUUUUGUGGGUGGGGGGUAGGGAUUUGCCUGGGUCUGCUUUGGUGGGGAGCGGGAGACCCCUUAUUCUAAACCUGUACCCUCCCCCCUCCCACUAAAAUCCCCCUUUCCCACAAAGAAGCUUGAGAUUCCCAUCUAGAGGGUGAGGAUAUCAUCUGCCCCGCCCUGGGAAACACAUCUGUGUCCUCCAACAAAACUUGU